GUACUAAAGUUUCCCCAUUUCACAACCGCAAGCGCCGCUUCUCACCUUCUUCCUAUUCAUUCCCUUUCUUCUUCUCCAUUUCCAUCUUCUUCUUCUUCUUCUCCUUCUUCUUCUUCUUCUUCUUCACAUUCACCAUCCAAUUCAAUUUCCUGCAACAAAAACCACAACCCGAUCACCACAUUCCGCGCUAGGGUUUUGACUGCAUCACCACCAUGAGAGCCAAAUUGAUCGUGUUCCCAAUACGAGGAAGAAACUGGUGCUUCUCCAGAUCCAUUGAUCACACUCUCUCCGCUUCCCCUUCUUCCUCUCAAUCCCCUUCAUCCAUCAGAGACUUAUGGAACAACAUCAACGUUUCUGAUAAACCCCUUAACGCCAAAGCUGAGCUUCUUAUAGACUAUGCAUCUAGCAAGAUGAAUAAAGCUUGGGUUGGUUUGGAAAUGGCACCUGCUGGAUCUUUGAAGAAGAAGAUUCAUGGGUUGGGGCUGUGGCUUUUGUCACGGGUUAAGCCAUCAGAGAUUUUUUUGAAAUCUAUUUCGAAGGAUGUCACUGGUGUUGAAGUCAUUUAUCCAUCAAGUUUGAAUGCUCAACUUGUUCGUCGAAGACUAAGGCAUAUUGCUAUGAGGGGAAUGAUCAUUCACCGUAAAUACUUCUAUGGUUCAGUUUCAUUGAUUCCGCUGACCUCUGCAUUAAGCGUUUUACCUUUGCCUAAUGUCCCAUUCUUCUGGAUUUUAUUUCGCACUUAUUCUCACUGGAGGGCCCUUCAGGGAAGUGAGAAGCUGUUUCAACUAGUCUCAGAUAGCCACAAGACUUCAAACACUAGUACAGAUAAGAAGGAAACUGAGCUCAAGGACCCUAAAAAUGAAAGCCAUAGUUCACAGGAACCAUAUUGGGUGCUGCAACCAUCCAAAGAACUUGAGAGUCUUGUUCAUCAAGGGGACGGGCAUGACGGUCUCUGUCAUCAUACCAUCCUAAAAAUUUGCAAGAUAUAUGAUUUGAACACCAUUGAUGUUAUUAAAUACGAAAAGUCCAUUUUUUGAUCAUCAGUUUUGUAACGGAACGUAUUGCAUUGGCAAUUUUUUUAAUUCACUUGAUUCGCUCAUUUUUAGGGAGACACUAGUUCAGAGUUAUCAGUAACUUCUAAGUCAUGCAUAUUCUUAUGUUUUGAUUACUUCACUAACAAAUCUUGAUAGUAUAAGUUCAACUGUAUCAAUUUGUCUUUAAGUUUGUAGUAAUGUGAUUUUCUCUUUUGCUGAAAA
Molecule: messenger RNA, 1256 nt
Organism: Lotus japonicus
Lineage: Eukaryota; Viridiplantae; Streptophyta; Magnoliopsida; Fabales; Fabaceae
Exons: 8
Coding region: 213-1037 (274 amino acids)
Biological process (GO): potassium ion transport; proton transmembrane transport
Cellular component (GO): mitochondrial inner membrane
Source: RefSeq, a predicted model, not a curated record